AUGCUCUCUCUCUUCCUUUUUCCUUCUUCCUUAUUCUUCUUUACUUUUUGCAGACCAAGAACAUCGAAAAUCCCCAAAUACAUCGAAACAACCCCAGCAAAAUCCUUCGUCUACACCAUCAAUUCCAUCUCUUUCUCCCCAAUCGCCCCCCACGACUUCACCACCGCGCAUUCUACCACAGUCUCCAUCUUCUCCAGGCAGACCCUUGACCACGGAUCCAUGAUCUCCGACUUUUCCGACACCGUUUCAUCCGUCUCUUUCCGUGGCGACAGAAAGCUUCUCACCGCCGGAGACUUGACAGGCAUCGUCGACGUGUUUGCCGCCCUCGAUUUGGAGCCGUCGAUUUUUUAUCGUCGCUAG
Striga asiatica is the source of this 360-nucleotide messenger RNA. Lineage: Eukaryota; Viridiplantae; Streptophyta; Magnoliopsida; Lamiales; Orobanchaceae. The record is from the annotation of a GenBank genome assembly.